CGCCCAGCUUCUGGAACUGUGCUGAACCACCUUUAUUAUCUGACAGCAAGAGACACUCUUUUUACUGGAAUUUCUUCAAAAACUUGAAGCCAAGACAAAUCCUGGUCCUACCUUGGAGGGCAGCAGGCAGCUGUUCUCAGUAAAACGCUCUGAUGACACACCGUGUGCUAUCUGGCUGGACCUGCAUACACUAUUUCUCAGAAGAUAGACAAGUGUUUACCUGAGAACUGAGAAUUGAUCAUGACGUCAGUGCUGGGCACAGUCCUGCUAGCUUUGGCCCUAACAGGGACCACUGUAGCCUUUGUCCCCGUCGGAGGUGGGGCAUCCACUCAUGUCAGCAUUACAGGACGGGCUCUAAUGCAAAAAGUGAAGGAGACAUGCCGGGCGGUGGCUGAGGCAGCUGGUUAUGAGUUCAAACCCACGGGUUCAUCACCUGAAGAGCUGGUCCAGGCCUGUCUAGGUCCCACAGCAAUAGGAGAAGUGUCUGGUGCCAAGUUUCACUCUGCUCUUCAACAGAUCUACACCCAGAAUGGACUGGUAGACCGUGACUUUGUCAACAGUGCCCCACAUCACUUCAACUCAGAGGCCUUUCAGGAGGGACGUGGCCUAAUCACGGAAGGUAUGGUGGCCAUUAAGGCUAACAUUCAGAAGGAAAACUACCAGGCUGCCAGGGAAACACUGGGCAGAGUCCUUCAUACACUACAGGACUUCUACAGCCACAGUAACUGGGUGGAGCUGGGGUACACAGAGCCAUACAUCAGCCUCAUAAGACCAGACCUUCCUCUGGAAAAUCUAGCAGAUGUCAACACUGCGACCUGCAGUGACUGUGCCAGUGGAACAUGCCCCAAUUCCAUCCUCCCUAACAUCCUUCAGGAGAAGAAACUCACAUCUGGCUACAUGGGAAUCUUCUCUGCUACCAAGCCCAAAGGUAAAUGUAGCCAUGGAGGUGCAGCUGACCUGACUAGCACAGCAGCUCCUCGCGGAGGCAUCAACAAAGACGAGAGUCGCCCGGACAAUGUGGCCCUCCACAAUGCUGCUGUGAAUGCAGCCACAGCCGCCAGCCUCCAGCUGCUGGAGGACAUCCGGUCAGCUGCCGGGGAUAAAGACUUCCUGAGAAUGAUGGGGAUUGCCCGCUCAUCUGUCGUGUGCUUUGUUAUUGACACCACUGGCAGUAUGUCAGAUGACAUCGAUGAAGCCAGGGAGGUUGUUUACGAAAUCAUUGACAGCAAAAAAGGGACACAGGAUGAGCCAUCUGAGUACAUUCUGGUGCCCUUCAAUGACCCCGAUUUUGGGCCUAUGAUCAGGACAACAGACCCUGAAAAGAUGAAAAGAGAAAUCUCUAAACUCAAGGCGAAUGGAGGUGGUGAUACCCCUGAGAUGUGCCUGUCAGGACUUCAGUUGGCUCUCACCGGAGCCCCUGCCUCCUCCCACAUCUUUGUUUUCACCGAUGCUAUAGCCAAAGACAUCGCUCUCAAGGACACUAUUGUUGCUCUCAUCAGGAGCUCCAAGUCAAUCGUGUCAUUCUAUAUGACUGAGGCAGGUAGCCGUCGUCGUCGUUCCCUCAGAGCUGCGUCCUUUGAAGACUACAAGGACCUGGCUUUGGCCUCUGGAGGCCAGGCCAUCCAGGUGUCUAAGAAGCAGUUGCCUCAGGCCACAGACGUCAUCCUCGACACCUCCACUUCAGCUCUGGUGACAGUUCUUCAGCGAGCAAGGAAUCCUGGAAAGCAGGAGACCUUCCCCUUCACGUUGGAUGAAUCUCUGAAAAACAUCACUAUCUACCUCACAGGAUCAUCCCUUACUUUCACACUGACCAACCCUGCGGGCGUGAGCCAGAGCAGCAAUGAGGCCAGCGGUAAACUGGGGACCAUACAGACAGUGGGCAACCUGAGGAGAAUUCGUGUCAGUGCUGACAAACAGACAGGAACCUGGAAGAUCAACAUCAACUCCAACCAACCAUACACACUGAAAAUCACAGGUCAAAGUACUAUUGGUUUUAUCUAUGACUUCGUGGAAAGCUUCAAGGGACCCCACCCAGGUUAUGCAGUACUCAGUGGGCGUCCACAAGCAGGCCAGCCGGCCACUCUGAUGCUCUCAGUAAUGGGUAGGAAUGGUCCUUCCUCGAUGACUAUUGGAGAUGUUGGCCUGGUAACUGUGUCUGGUCCUGAGACUGUUAGCAAUAGCACAACAAUGGACAUGGGCAACGGAAACAUCCUGGUGACUGUUGAUGCAGUUCCUGUGGGGGAGUUUGUGGUCUUUCUGAAAGGAACUGAUAAAGUGUCCACCAGUGAUUUUCAGAGGCAGUCUACCACCCAGAUGUCUGUCUCUAAAGUGAAUAUCCAGGUUGUGGUAGACAGCAGUGUGGAGCCAGGAAAAGCCUUCAAGCUUCCCUUCAGUGUCAUGACCCAAGGCCCCGGUGGUCAAUUCUCAAUGAACGCCAGAAAUGACAAAGACUUCCCCAUGUCCUACCCAAGCAGCCUCACCUUGACAACUGGACAAUAUACUAAUGCUACUUUGACCAUUACACCACCUGCCAGCACACCAUCUGGCACUGAUGUCACUCUGACUAUGGAAGCCAAGUCAUCCAGUGGUGUUGACUCCAAUUACGCCGUUUUGAGAUUCUCUAUUGUUACCAAGAUUACAGAUUUUGUUCAGCCUUCGUGUGAAGUGGUUAGCGUGCUGGCAGAUGAUUGCCCUCAAGAUGUGUCUGAGUGUGAACCUUUCCAGUGGGAGCUCUUUGCCAACCUUAGUGACGGAAACGGCACUGGGAUAGAGAGGGUUUCCCUGCGUCAGGGCAAUGGAAACCUCACAACCACCUCCUUGAGUGCUCCCAUCAUUCACGCGAACUACACAGCCUCCUGCUGCUCGCAGAUUGUUGAGAUUUUAGCUGUAGAUAAAGUUGGCAAUGUUGGCAAGUGCUAUCAUUCCAUUGUACGUUCUGCUGGCCCUCCUGCUUUAACUCUGUCGCUGCCACUAUGGUUGUUCCUACUGGUAUCAGCCAGCCAUUGGCUUUGAAGGGCUUGUAUUAGGUUGCUCAGUAUCUUGUCUGUAUUCUGCAGUUACUGGAUAUACCGACUCGAGAUGAUUUAAAAUAAUGUGCCUAAACGAGUGAACGCUUCCAUCUUAUGCUUAGAUAUACUACCUUAAUAAAAUGUGGGCACUGAUUAGGCAAUGGAUGAUCAGUUGUAAGAAAUUAAAUAUUUAUGCUCAAAAAAACUACAGUUGUACAUGGUUGAACAUUUCUACUUUUUGUAACACGUUUCAGUUUUGCUGACAAAAAUCUUGUGUGACAAAUGUUUGGUUGACAGCACAACUGGUGCAUGACAGCAGAAAACCAUUUUUACCACCUAAAUGCACAUCAGGCCUGCAACUUUUCUUGUGAGGUGCUGGAAUAGAUGUGAUGCUUUCAAAAAAUCUGUGCAUAAUUAAACAAGAUAAUGUUUCCCUUUUUAAUCACAUUUACCAUGGAAAAUAUAUACAUGCACAGUAAAUGAGCUAUGCACACAUUCUACAAUUUAAUGGAAUCAACAUUUAACCAAAGGCUACUUUUUCAAGGCAAAAUAAGUCCUAGUGUGGAACAUAGUACAGUUGCCAUACUUUAAUGGCGUUUGUUAACAUUUGGCAGACAAAUACAAUAAUAUUCAAAGGAAAUGAAAUGACAUUAAACAGUGGCUUGUGAAGUCCAAAACAGAAACACUCCUGUUGAGUGUUAUCAAAUGUCAUUUUUCAUUCAACAUUUCAUUGACGUCCAUUGUACUAGUAUGUCAACGGAAAUCUCAAUAAAGUGUUUCAUUUCAUUUUGGGAAAAAAAA
Messenger RNA from Micropterus dolomieu (smallmouth bass), 3809 nucleotides. RefSeq names its product von Willebrand factor A domain containing 11 (gene vwa11). The record is from RefSeq and is a predicted model, not a curated record. Bases 241 to 3012 code for a protein of 923 amino acids. Lineage: Eukaryota; Metazoa; Chordata; Actinopteri; Centrarchiformes; Centrarchidae. The transcript is spliced from 19 exons.